This is a messenger RNA of Ylistrum balloti, 2288 nucleotides long. RefSeq lists its product as uncharacterized. The record is from RefSeq and is a predicted model, not a curated record. NCBI's taxonomy places the organism in Eukaryota, Metazoa, Mollusca, Bivalvia, Pectinida, Pectinidae. The transcript has 17 exons. Gene Ontology annotation, molecular function: diphthine-ammonia ligase activity. Gene Ontology annotation, biological process: protein histidyl modification to diphthamide. The coding region runs from base 43 to 2097 and encodes 684 amino acids.
AAAUGUAAACAAGGUUUUUGAUCAAAGAUUUCCAGACUCAAAAUGAAAACCGUCGCAUUAAUAAGUGGCGGCAAGGACAGCUGCUACAAUAUGAUCCAGUGUGUAGCAGAAGGACAUGAGAUUGUAGCACUAGCCAACCUGAGGCCAGCAGUCCAGGAUGAGAUGGAUAGCUAUAUGUACCAGACUGUAGGACACCAUGCUAUACAUCUGUAUGCUGAGGCUAUGGGUUUGCCCCUGUUUAGACAAACUAUCCAGGGUGUGGCUAAGGAGACAGGGGGUGACUAUGUCCCCAACCCCCAGGAUGAGGUUGAGGACCUGUUGAUUCUUUUACAGAAAGUUAAGAAAGAGAUUGAUAUAGAGGCUGUGUCAGUGGGUGCUAUAUUGUCAAACUACCAGAGGGUACGAGUGGAAAAUGUAUGUCAAAGACUAGGCCUUACAUGUCUGGCAUAUCUAUGGCGACGGGACCAGACAGAACUCCUCAAAGAGAUGAUUGACUCUGGUGUAAUUGCUGUUCUUAUUAAAGUUGCAUCUCUAGGUCUGGAUCCUAAAAAACACUUAGGUAGAACUUUAGCAGAGAUGCAGCCUGAACUUCUCAGAAUGCACACCAAGUUUAAGCUGAAUGUGUGUGGAGAGGGAGGGGAGUAUGAAACCUUUACACUAGACUGCCCAUUGUUUAAAAAGAAAAUUGUCUUGGAUGAUAAAGAAUUGGUGAUCCACUCUGAUGAUGCAUUUUCACCUGUGGGAUACCUUAAUUUGAAGACUGCACACCUGGAGGACAAAGAGACAGAUAUUGAAAUGAGCCAGUAUCAGAGGGUUGCAGGUUUGCAAUUUAAGACAAGUGGGGAUGUAUACCAGGACAUGCUACAGGAACUGGAGGGCAAGGACGACAUGUUACUGGAUAUACCAGAGGACAAUAGGCUUAACACUCACAUCUGUAGCAAUGAUAUUCUACCAGAUGAGUGGCAGCUUUCUAUUAAGACAACGGGUAACAACUUGUGGGUGGCAGGUGUGACUGCCAAAUGUGACACAGAUAUACAACAAGCUACUAGGACAGCGAUGGACAAGGUCAAAGCUGCUGUGUCUAGUCUUGGUGAAGGUUGGGAUAUGUCUAAAUUGGCUUUGGUUUGUCUGUAUGUGCAGAGAAUGGAGGACUUUGCCAAAGUCAACUCUGUUUACAGAUCAUACUUUGAGCUAAACCCACCAGUCAGAGUUUGUGUUCAAGCUUCACUUCCCAAGAAUGUUGCCUUACUACUUGACUGUUAUGGGUGUAAGUCAUCGGAUCGCAAUACCAUGCAUGUCCAGGGCAUCUCACACUGGGCACCUGCUAACAUAGGACCCUACAGUCAGGCUGUCACUGUCGACAACCGAAUCUUUGUUGCAGGCCAGAUUGCUAUGGUACCAGGGUCAUUGAAAAUUGUGCAGGGAGGUAUUGUUUUUGAGAGUCGCUUGUCCUUGCACCAUGUUGGACGUGUCUUGAGUGCCCAGAGUUUAGGAUGUGACCUGAGGGAUGUGGUUGCUGUGGUCUGUUAUAUCACUGCACAGAGUUACAUGGAUGCAGCCAAGCAGGAAUGGACCAGAGCUCUAGAGACUUGUCACAAGUGUGAUGACAUUGUUGACCAUGGAGAUGAUGUGUCCAGUCCGGCUGUCAUGUUUGUAGUCAUUCCCUACUUACCACGCAAUGCCAAGGUUGAGUGGCAAGUCACUGCUUUCACUCCUGGGACAGAGCUCAAAGAAAAGACAGAGAACUGUAAAUAUGGGGACUACAUCAGUACUGCUAGGUGUGUAACUUCCUGUGGGGAUAUCCCAGGAUUCUCUUGUACAGGAUACACAGACAUGAAAGACCAAUCUCUGCCAGAUAAUAUGGAAAAUGCUGUAAGCUGCAUGUGUAAGUGCUACCAAGCAGUGACAUCAUCACUGCAUCCAUCAGAAGGCUGUGUGCCAACACUGAGGAUAUUCUACAGGGCAUCACAGUACCAUUAUUCUGAACUCUGUCAGGCCUUCAGUGCUGUUCUUCAUGAAGGAGUGCAUGUAAACUUUGCCUUGGUACCAGUGUCUGAUCUACUGUCUAGUUCAACGGUGUUUAGUUAUUAUCAAUGAUAACAAUAUUGUCAUUUUGCCCAAAUAAAUGAAAAGUAUGUUUAUUGGACACAAAAUUUUAACAAAGACAAUAAAUCUGUAAGUGAGGGGCUACAGGCCCUGAAUUUGGUAUACAGUUGUAUACUUGAAGUUUCAUGAGCCUAGUUUUAAUGCAAGUGAAGUUAUGCUCCAGACACAAAUUUUUAACAACA